CCAAGGACACAAAUGGAAAGGGAGGAGCAAAAAGUGACGUCUUCAUAUUUCCUCUUGUGGGACCCAGCUCCAGUCUCUCCUGCCAAACUCUCUACUUUGCCACCGGAAAGCAGAAAGGAAGGCCUUGGCUUAAAAUGGGUUCCCUCAGCACGGCGAAUGUUGAAUUUUGCCUGGAUGUGUUCAAAGAGCUGAACAAUAACAAUGUAGGAGAAAACAUCUUCUUUUCUCCACUGAGUCUGCUUUAUGCCCUAAGUAUGAUCCUUCUCGGUGCCAGAAGAAACAGUGCAGAGCAAAUGGAAAAGGUGCUUCACUUUAACCAAGUUGCAGAAUCAUUAAAGUGGGAGUAUAAGAACUCAUCUAAGUGCAGCCAAACUGGAAGGAUUCAUUUGGAGUUGGGAGCCCUGUUCUCUCGAAUCAACCAGCUGGACUCUAACUAUACCCUCGGCUUGGCCAACAGGCUCUAUGGGACCAGGGAGAUGACAUUCCGUCAGAAAUAUUUAAGCUGUUCUGAGGAAUUGUAUGGAGCUAGGCUGCAAACUGUUGAUUUUGAACACUCUCCAGAAGAAACCAGGAAAACCAUUAAUGCUUGGGUUGAAAGUAAAACCUAUGGGAAAGUUAAAAACCUCUUUGCAAAGGGCACAAUUGACCCUUCUUGUGUGAUGGUCCUGGUGAAUGUCAUGUAUUUCAAAGGACAAUGGAAAAAUAAAUUUCAGGAAAGAGAAACAAUUAAAGCUCCUUUUCAGCUAAGUGAGGGUAAAAGCGUAAUUGUGGAAAUGAUGUAUCAAAGCGGGACGUUUAAACUGGCCUUCAUCCCGGAGCCGCAGAUGCAAGUUCUUGAGCUGCCCUACGUGAACAACAGGCUCAGCAUGGUGAUUCUGCUUCCCGUGGGCCCAGCUCAUCUCAAACAGAUAGAAAAGCAGCUGAACCUGAAGACAUUUCAGAAGUGGACCAGUUCUUCCAAUAUGGUGGAAAGAGAAGUUGAAGUCCAUAUCCCCCGAUUCAAACUUGAGAUCAAGUAUGAGCUAAAUACUCUGUUAAAAUCCCUAGGGAUGACAGAUAUCUUUAACCAUAUCAAAGCUGAUCUUUCUGGAAUAUCACCAGCUAAGCGCCUGUAUUUAUCCAAGGUCAUCCACAAGUCCUACGUAGAUGUCAAUGAGGAGGGUACUGAGGCAGCAGCUGCUGCCGGGGAAAGCAUUGGACUAAAAAGACUCCCCAUCCGCGCUCAGUUUAUGGCGAAUCACCCCUUCCUGUUCUUUAUAAGGCACAUUGACACGAACACGAUUCUCUUCUAUGGAAAGCUCGCCUCUCCAUAAACACACAGGGCCAAGCAAGGCGCAAAGACCCAGAAGAUGUGCAGGGGUGAAUUUGUGACUACCCCAUCACCAAAAAAAAAAAAAAAAAAAAAAAGGAAUAAAAACCAAAACAAGCAAACUCUUCAUUCUGAUUUGGGGCAAAUCACAUGCCUCAUACACCUUUGUGUCUUGGUUUGUUCAUCUACGAAGUGGGUCAAGGAUCUCUUGCAACUUAUUCUAUAAGUUAGUGAACCCUAAAUGAAUGGCAGUUGUGGAAAAAAGGUACACUUACACUAAAGCUUUUCUCACUAUUUUUGGGGCCACUGGGGUGACAUGAUCAAGGAAAUGAGAACAAUUUUAAAGGAUUAGAUUCUCUUGACUCAUACAUGUUCGUAAGAUUUUAAAAAACAAUCACUCUGCCUCCAGAAAACUUUCACCUUUUGAUGGAUUUUUAAAAAUUACUAUUUUGCUUGCUUGUGUAAAUAUAACAUCUUAAAUUUUAGUUCAAAAAUCUGCAUUGCCUAUAAUAAAUACAUGA
Molecule: messenger RNA, 1830 nt
Organism: Choloepus didactylus (southern two-toed sloth)
Lineage: Eukaryota; Metazoa; Chordata; Mammalia; Pilosa; Megalonychidae
Gene: SERPINB11
Product: serpin family B member 11
Exons: 8
Coding region: 135-1313 (392 amino acids)
Biological process (GO): negative regulation of endopeptidase activity
Molecular function (GO): serine-type endopeptidase inhibitor activity
Source: RefSeq, a predicted model, not a curated record